CUGAAUCUAAUCUAAUCUUAGUUCACUUUCACUCUCAAAUUGAUUUAAGAAAUCCAAAGGGAGAUGGCUUACUACAAUCAAAAUCCUCCUCCUAUGUCCGGGGUAAUUCCUCCUCCUCAAGGGUAUCCUCAACCGGGUUUUCAAGGACCACCUCCACCCCAACCUCAAGUUUUUGUUACUCAAGCCCCAGCACAGCCUGCACAAGGUGCAGCAGCUACUACAGGUGUAAUGGCUGGAUGCCUUGGCGCGUUGGGCUGCCUCUGCUGCCUCGAGAUGUGCUGCUGCCUGGAGGCGUGUGACGAAAUAUUAGAGUUUAUUUUGAUGUUAUUAUCUCAUUCUUAUGGGGUAGAACUUAUGUUACUUCAAAUAUUACAUAUAAAUUUCAAGACAGUUAUUAUUAAGUAGAACUGAUCGAUGUUAUUCCUAAAGCAAUUUAUAUAUUUUAAU
Molecule: messenger RNA, 447 nt
Organism: Glycine soja
Lineage: Eukaryota; Viridiplantae; Streptophyta; Magnoliopsida; Fabales; Fabaceae
Product: cysteine-rich and transmembrane domain-containing protein WIH1-like
Exons: 3
Coding region: 64-405 (113 amino acids)
Source: RefSeq, a predicted model, not a curated record